AUGGCGAACAAAGCGCCUGUCUCGUUCGACGAGAUCAUCCAAGCUGACCGUCUGAAGAAGAAGCACGAGCAGCUGGCGAACCAACUCCUUGGAAAGAACCGCCGCUCGAGUACGCCAGGCUCAGGCAGUGGCAAUAAGGCGCAGAACAAAACACAGAAUGCGAAGCCCGGAAGCCUAGCAAGCAGGGUUGGGGUGGCCAAGCCACAGCGUUCCGCAUCUGCGACCGUCCACUCGACCAAGAACAAGCCAGCACCCACUGCCAACAACGCCCGCGCACGUGGUAACGCUGGAAAGAAAGAUCGCCUGAACGUGGAUCAGGUCCGCGCAGCAUUCAAAUCCGAUAAUAGGCAGCUGAAUGUCCAGUCCGGUAAUACUUUGCAGAACGGCCGUCGGUCCGGUGGCAAGAACAUGAUCAUCAAGGGCGCUUCGGGCCCAUUCAUUGUCGAGGGAAGAAACUUUGCGCCUGGAACAACGGCAGCCGACAUUCAGUCCGCCUUUGAGCCAAUCACGGGGCCAAUGCUCAGCUGUCGAGUAGUGGCAAGCCAGCCAAAUGUUGUCGCAGAAUUUGAGUAUGCAGAGAAGAUGGCUGCAGAGCUUGUGGUUGCCAAUUUCCACAAUCAGAUGGCUGAUGGAAGACAACUUCUCAUGACCCUCAAAUCGGCCAAGACCACAACGACCCCCAACACGCAAGAUCCUUUCACUGCCCUCCGAGCACAAGCUGACCAGGAGCGAAUCCGAGCCCGUCGCGGUCCAAAGCAACAGAAGGACCUGCUUGCUCCGACCCAAGAAAACUCGCAGUCCAGCCUUUAUAGCGAUGUAAUGAUGGUUGAUGCGCCGGUGCAGAACACCCAGAAGAAACCGAACCAACGGAAAUGGCGUCGUUAA
Penicillium paradoxum is the source of this 885-nucleotide messenger RNA. RefSeq names its product RNA recognition motif domain-containing protein. Gene Ontology annotation, molecular function: nucleic acid binding. Bases 1 to 885 code for a protein of 294 amino acids. NCBI's taxonomy places the organism in Eukaryota, Fungi, Ascomycota, Eurotiomycetes, Eurotiales, Aspergillaceae. The record is from RefSeq and is a predicted model, not a curated record. The transcript is spliced from 4 exons.